Molecule: messenger RNA, 2349 nt
Organism: Teleopsis dalmanni
Lineage: Eukaryota; Metazoa; Arthropoda; Insecta; Diptera; Diopsidae
Gene: Past1
Product: EH domain-containing protein 3
Exons: 5
Coding region: 377-1984 (535 amino acids)
Biological process (GO): endosomal transport; endocytosis
Cellular component (GO): cytoplasm; plasma membrane
Molecular function (GO): protein binding; GTP binding; calcium ion binding
Source: RefSeq, a predicted model, not a curated record
UUAAGUACAUUUAAUGUUGGCAAUGCUUUCCGCAGGUUAGCUGUCAAAUGACGUUGUUUCGCUUAUUCGAGAGAAGCUUCCCACUAGUUGAGGGCACGUCGGUGUCAAAUAGCGGAUUGAGAAAGUGUUAAUUAUUUAUUAAUUUUUUUCGAAUUAUGUAUUAAAAAUUUAUUUUGUAAUUAACUAUUAAAUUCUAAUUGCAAAAGUUUCCGUAAAUUCGUUUAGCGAAUCGUACUAAAUUGUUUAUUUAUUGAGUGAAAAACCGUGACGAAAUAAAUCCAAAAAUAAAUUUUUGCUUGCGUGAUUCAUUUUGGGGCGGCAUAAAUUCCAUAGCAAAUAUAACACAAAACAUAAGAAACGGAUAAGAUUUGCUGAAAUGUUUAGCUUUCUCAAACGCGAAAAUAAGAACCAGGAGGUUGUGGAAAAUGUAAUUGGCGAAUUGAAAAAAAUUUACCGAAGCAAACUUUUACCUUUGGAGGAACAUUAUCACUUCCAUGAAUUUCAUUCGCCAAAACUUGAGGAUCCUGAUUUCGAUGCGAAACCAAUGAUUUUAUUGGUUGGUCAAUAUUCAACGGGUAAAACCACUUUCAUACGUUAUUUGUUAGAAAGAGAUUUUCCUGGAAUACGUAUUGGUCCCGAACCAACAACUGACCGUUUUAUAGCGGUUAUGUAUGAUGAGAAAGAAGGUGUAAUACCCGGUAAUGCAUUGGUAGUUGAUCCUAAGAAACAAUUCCGGCCACUCAGCAAGUACGGAAAUGCUUUUCUCAACAGGUUUCAAUGUUCCUCAGUAAACUCACCAGUGCUACAUGCUAUUUCAAUUGUAGAUACUCCUGGUAUAUUGUCUGGUGAAAAACAACGCAUCGAUCGUGGUUAUGAUUUUACGGGUGUACUUGAAUGGUUUGCUGAACGUGUCGAUCGUAUUAUAUUACUUUUUGAUGCACAUAAAUUAGAUAUAUCAGAUGAGUUUCGAAGGUCUAUUGAAGCCUUGAAGGGUCACGAUGAUAAAAUAAGAAUCAUAUUAAACAAAGCAGAUAUGAUUGAUCACCAGCAACUGAUGCGAGUUUAUGGUGCACUUAUGUGGUCACUUGGUAAAGUAUUACAAACACCAGAAGUAGCGCGAGUUUAUAUUGGUUCUUUCUGGGAUCAACCAUUGCGUUAUGAUGCUAAUAGGCGACUUUUCGAGGAUGAAGAACAAGAUCUUUUCCGCGAUUUGCAAUCACUGCCACGUAAUGCAGCUUUACGCAAAUUGAACGAUUUAAUAAAACGGGCGCGAUUAGCUAAAGUACAUGCAUUUAUCAUAUCCGAAUUACGAAAAGAAAUGCCUAGCGUGUUUGGUAAAGAUAGCAAAAAGAAAGAUUUAAUUAAGAAUUUAGGACAAAUUUAUGAUCGCAUCCAACGUGAACAGUCAAUAUCUCCUGGUGAUUUUCCUGACAUUAAAAAAAUGCAAGAUGUCUUACAGCAUCAAGAUUUCACAAAGUUCCAUUCUUUGAAACCACACUUUUUGGAUGUUGUCGAGAAAAUGCUUGCAAAUGAUAUAGCCAGAUUAAUGGAAAUGAUACCGCAAGAAGAGAUGACGCAUAUCAUUGAACCAAUGGUUAAAGAAGUUACAGGUGGUGCCUUUGAAGGUGUCAUUGAUGACAACGUGUCACCAUUCGGGUACAUGAAAGGUGAAGGCAUCGAUGCGGGCUAUGGAGAACAUGAAUGGAUUUGUAAUAAAGACAAACAACGUACAGAUGCUAUAUUCUCAAGUCUUGGUCCAGUAGAUGGAAAAAUAUCAGGAGCUGCUGCUAAACAAGAACUUAUUAAAUCGAAAUUACCAAACUCUGUGCUUAGUAAAAUCUGGAAGUUAUCUGAUGUUGACGGUGAUGGCUUCCUUGAUUCCGAUGAAUUUGCACUCGCACUCCACUUAAUCAAUGUUAAAUUAGAGGGUAAUGAAUUACCUAGCUUGCUGCCCGAUCAUUUGAUUCCACCAUCAAAACGUUGAUCGCAAUGACUAACACUUGUGUUGUGUUAUUUCCGAUUUUUUUUUUUUUUGCUUAUAUAAUGAGAGAUUUUCUUCUAAAUCUGUACACCAUAGUCCACUCUCGCAAAGCUCCUCUUCAAUUUGUGCAUAAAUUAAAGAACACAUAUACACAUGGACAAAUAAAAUUGCACAAAUUAAAUUUAAAACGAAAAUGAAAUUAAACACUUAUAUAAUAUAUAUUUUCCUUUAUACAGGGCAUAUAGGCUUAAAAAUUGUUUAUAUAUAAUAUAUAUUGUUUACUACAAUACUUAUAAAGCUUAAGUAAACUUAAAUUAAAUUGUGAAAGCAACUAUAAUGAAUUAACCCACAUAAAUUUAUACUAUAUA